UACAAACACAGACUCAUCAAAAACUAGAAUUUUGAAGUGCAAAAAAGUUUGAAAAUAUUCAUUCGAAAAUCAGCAUUGUAUAAAGAUGGGGGAGGAGAAAAGGGAAGAAGAAGAGGCUCAAGAGAUGGUGCUAAAAGUUGAUAUGCACUGUGAAGGUUGUGCUAGAAAAGUUGCUAGAGCCUUGAAAGGCUUUCAAGGAGUAGAGGAAGUGACGAUGGAUUACAAGGAGAGUAGGGUGGUGGUGAAAGGCAAAAAUGUAGAUCCACUUAAAGUAUGUGAAAGGGUGGAAAGGAAAAGUGGUAGAAAAGUUGAACUUAUUUCACAUAUGACAAAGCCAUUUGAAGAAAAUACAAAGGAAGAAGAAAUUAAGAAAGAAGAAGAGCCCAAACAAGAGAAAAAAGAUGAGCCUCUUCCAGAAGUAACACUUGUGUUGAACGUUCAAAUGCAUUGUGAUGCUUGUGCUCUAGUUCUGCAGAAGAAAAUCCGCAAAAUAAAAGGUGUAGAAUGUGUUACGACAGAUGUUGAAAAAAGUCGAGUUAUUGUAAAAGGUGUCAAUAUCAACCCAGAAAAGCUAGUUAAUGAUGUGUAUAAGAGAAGCGGAAAACAAGUUUCAGUUGUAAAUAAUAUUAUUCAAGAGAAAAAAGAAGAAGAAGAGAAGCAAAAAGAAGAAGAAGAAGAAGAUACAAUUAUAAAGAAUUAUAAUUUGGCUCAAAAGUACAACUACAACAACAUGGAGUACUAUGCUAAUUAUUCUCCUCAAAUUUUCAGUGAUGACAAUCCUCAUGCUUGCUCUCUAAUGUAACUUAUUUUUCAGGCCAAUUCAAUUUUACUUCACCAAUUUUCAAUAUACUCUAAUAAUUAUUAUAUUGUUACGUAUAAUAAACGUGAACAAUUGAUGAUUAAGAUUUUUUUCCCGUCUA
This is a messenger RNA of Solanum tuberosum (potato), 920 nucleotides long. RefSeq lists its product as uncharacterized. Gene Ontology annotation, molecular function: metal ion binding. NCBI's taxonomy places the organism in Eukaryota, Viridiplantae, Streptophyta, Magnoliopsida, Solanales, Solanaceae. Bases 86 to 802 code for a protein of 238 amino acids. The transcript has 5 exons. The record is from RefSeq and is a predicted model, not a curated record.